UAUGUGGUUUAUUCAUAUAAAUACAACAGCACUGUACAAUAAAAAAAAAACAGGUCAGAUAUGUUUCUACAGGAAGUGCAACAUAAAUUCUAAUUUAUUUAUAUAAUAUAAACUGAAAUGUUAAUUAUAAUUAAAACUUCAGUUUCUACAGUUAUGAGUGGAGUGUUAUGAUUAAAACAAACAGGUGUUUUCAAUAACUUCAAAAAUGUUGUCAUUUUUAUUGGUUAGUUAAGUUUGGUGACUAGAACAGCUCCACUCAACUCCAACCUGGGCAGAAGUUGAAUUAGCCAGAAUAAGCAAGAGGUGAUGGCUGCAAACACAAGAUGGCAAACCUCAGUCAGGGAGGACUCACAACUCAAGUGUUGUUCUUUUUCAUAGUUUUCAACAGCGCUCCCUGUGGUUUAGGGCAUGGAAAUGCACAACCUGCCAUCACAGUCUCCAUGUUACAUUUGUCAUCCCAGACAACGUAGGGGAGGGAAAGAGGAUACUGGUUUGGAGGAACACAAAGACAAAGAGAACGAUGCAGUUUUUUCCUGGCCCGUGGCUUCAGUGUUUAAACAGCACUGCACUUGCGCCCAUUUGAGUGCCAAUGCGCAUGUAUGUCUUAAUACUACAUGCAGUCAGGUGCAUUGUUGGCACCUUGCUAUCUUGAGGCAGCAGAAAGCUGCUGUGGUCUAAAGUCAGUGGCACAGUAUUUCACAGUUAUUUUAAGGGCACAUUAUCAAGAUACUGAUAUGCAUUUACAUAGAUGAGUGCAUAAUGCACACACACUCUGCUUGUUUCACACACACAUGUGCAGCAGCGCACCAACAUGCAAAAGAUUAAAAAUAAAAAGGUAUGUAGCUUGUUGCACAGCACUGCCAUGAGUCAGGGACGUCUCCUGGACAUAAAUGAGGACACAUGACAGGACUUCAGAGAUCAUGUUGCUGCACGAGCAAGGAGAGAUCAGCUGCCAGAAGAAACUGGCAAAUCCACCGUUAUAAUGACAAUCUGCCAAGGUGCAAGCACAUGCGGCUGUUAAAGGGAAUGAGUACUGGCACUCUGAUUGGUUAACUGCAGGUUCAUCAUACCUGAUCAUACCCAUGAUUAAGUACGAGACAAAGUGCCACCUUUUUGAACCAUGUGCCUAGUGCUGCUACUUUUUUCCUUUACUAGCAAAAAUGAAAUUGGACACAUCCUAAAUACACUUGCCGCAUGUGCUUUAAACCAUGUUCUUAGACUUUUGUUGACGUGUAGUUUGUCCCAGGAUACAUCAGAGAUUUUUCAAAUUUUCUUAGGGCAGCUAUUGAGUUACUGGAUUAUCUCUGGCAAGGGAAAUAUAAUGUCUGUUGUCAUGAACACUAUAUGAAUGGUAAUUUACUAUCUCAAAAAGGUGGGUUUAAUGUUAAAUUUCUCAUUAAGAGAUCUUUAGUAUAAUUAUUUUGACAUCACUUAUUAUUAGAACAAGUCCUCCAAACUAAAAGACAAAAUAGUUUUUUUUAAUUGUUGCCUACUAUAAGGACCCAUUUCAAUAAUUUCUGAUUUUACAACCCUAGAACAACAUGGCAUGUCAGUACCAUCCCAAACUGUUACGUAUGACAGUUACAGAGAUAAUUCAUACAGCUUUGUAUGGUUCUUUUAUCUGUCUUUACUCAUGACAGACGAGCAACAACAACUAAUAAUUUCACAGAUUAUUAAAUACUGGUAAUAUUUAGACAAUUUACUAAUAACUAUGAGUAAUAACUAGUUCUUCUUUUUAAUGCAGAUCUUUUUAUCAAGUGAUCAAACGUUUAUGGACAGAUGAAUUUACUGGUUGUUUAUUUCAUAAGUGUUACGAUGGUGUGAAUUCCCAGCUGUUCUGACAUCAUAGUCAAGGCUGUUAUUAAUACGUGGCAUGGAAGGAGAGUAGAGUAAUAGUACCCCCUCAGUCUCUAACCUCUUCCUAUAUGUUAACACUAGACAGACAGGAUUUUAGGAUUGUGACAAUUUGUUCUCUGAUCAUGGACAAUGUUUCUGUUGUAAGAAUUUUCACCCUCUCAGGGAUAAAUGAAACAAUGAAUUACAGAGGUACUAUCUUCUCACUUACUUUACUGUAUUACUGUUUGAUUUUGUUUUUCAAUAUCUCUCUCAUCAUUAUCAUUAUCUUAGAUGAAAACCUUCAUGAGCCUAUGUACGUCUUAUUGUGCAGUUUUUGCAUUAAUGGCCUUUAUGGGACCACAGGUUUCUACCCUAAAUUUCUUUUUGAUCUACUGUCGUCUUCUCAAGAGAUCUCCUAUGAAGGAUGUCUUUUACAGGCUUUUAUCAUGUACUCAUUUGCUUGCUGUGACUUGUCCAUUCUAGCAGUUAUGGCCUAUGACAGGUAUCUGGCUAUAUGUCGACCACUGCACUACCACUCUUUCAUGUCUAAGAGGAGGCUCUCUCAGCUGGUGUGUUUUUCCUGGCUCACACCUCUCUGCAUUUUCUCCAUCAGUAUUAUACUGACAUCCGGACUGAAGUUAUGUGGUUCGAAAAUUCAGAAGCUCUUUUGCGUGAACUGGAUAAUUGUUAAACUUGCUUGCCCUGAAGCUGACACCAUUCCAAACAAUAUUGUUUCAUAUGCAACAAUUAUCAUCUAUGUGUCUCAUGGCUUUUUCAUAAUUUGGACUUACAUGCAUCUUAUUAGAACCUGUGUGACAUCCAAAGAUGACAGGGUCAAGUUUAUGCAGACAUGUGUGCCUCAUUUAGUUUCUUUAGUUACAUUCCUUUUUGUAAUAGUUUUUGAUUUAAUGUACAUGCGAUUUGGCUCCACAGAUUUACCUCAGAGCCUUCAAAACUUCAUCGCUAUAGAAUUUCUCCUCAUUCCUCCACUUAUGAAUCCUCUGAUAUAUGGAUUUAAACUGACCAAAAUACGAAACAGAAUUUUGUGUUUGCUUCAUGUUUUGAGAAAAUGACCUCUUCAUUCUAGUGACUCCAGUUGUGUUUUCAUUUAACAGGAACAAUUCAGAGAGUAUAGUUAGUUUGAUAGAGAGAAGUCAUUUUGUAAUGUACAUAUAGCAUUUAACUAAAGCUCAUUUAAGGCUCCUGUCCCUGAUGAGGGAAUUCAAUGUGUCUGCUUCAAGAUACGUUAUGAUGUCUGGGACUUUCCUGAAAAAGAUUUUCCUAAUUUCAUGUCUGGUAUGCUACAUGUAACAUGUACAAAAAUAUGGAUGUUUCUGGUUCUGCCUGUGUAUAUAAUGAAAAUAGUAAAUCUGUCACACUACAUCAUACAAAGUGAUGUGUCUUGAGACACUGAACACUUGAGCCUCUCUCUCAAUCAAAUCAGAUUAUGUAUUUUCUGUUUAAAAUAUGAAAAAGGGAAACUGUUGUAGAUG
Messenger RNA from Lates calcarifer (barramundi perch), 3329 nucleotides. Its product is annotated as olfactory receptor 142-like. Gene Ontology annotation, cellular component: membrane. Gene Ontology annotation, biological process: G protein-coupled receptor signaling pathway. Bases 1926 to 2909 code for a protein of 327 amino acids. Gene Ontology annotation, molecular function: olfactory receptor activity; G protein-coupled receptor activity. The record is from RefSeq and is a predicted model, not a curated record. The transcript has a single exon. NCBI's taxonomy places the organism in Eukaryota, Metazoa, Chordata, Actinopteri, Centropomidae.